Molecule: messenger RNA, 1182 nt
Organism: Melampsora larici-populina 98AG31
Lineage: Eukaryota; Fungi; Basidiomycota; Pucciniomycetes; Pucciniales; Melampsoraceae
Exons: 9
Coding region: 1-1182 (393 amino acids)
Source: RefSeq, a predicted model, not a curated record
AUGCCUUGGCCAGAAAAAGCUCCACCACCAACCUCGGCAUUAUCAAUCUAUCGUAUCCUUUCACCUAAAGCAGGUUUAAGAGUUUCACCAUUAUGUUUAGGUGCCAUGUCAAUUGGACAAGCGUGGGGAGAGUAUGGUAUGGGAGCAAUGAAUCAAAUCGAAAGUUAUAAAUUAUUAGAUGAAUUUGUUAGACUUGGUGGAAACUUUAUUGAUACUGCUAAUGGUUAUCAAGAUGAAGAAAGUGAACGUUGGAUUGGAUCUUGGAUGAAGGAACGUAAUAAUCGAGAUCAAAUAGUGAUCGCUACUAAAUUCACGUCUUUCUAUCGCGGAAAGGAUCCAGCGACCAAGAUCCGUGUCAAUUAUGGGGGUAAUGCGACCAAGUCUUUAAGACUUUCAGUUGAAGAUUCAUUGAAAAAAUUACAAACGAAUUAUAUCGAUGUUCUUUAUCUUCAUUGGUGGGAUUGGACUACUUCAAUUGAAGAAGUGAUGCAAUCUUUAAAUAAUUUGGUUAAAGAAGGAAAAGUUCUUUAUUUGGGUAUCUCUGAUACUCCCGCUUGGAUUGUUUCAAAAGCGAAUCAAUAUGCUCGAGACCAUGGGCUUGCACAAUUUGUUGUUUAUCAAGGUCUAUGGAGUGCGAUGUUUCGAGACUUUGAACGUGAAAUUAUUCCUAUGUGUUUAUCUGAAGGAAUGGCUUUAUGUCCAUGGGGAGCACUUGGAUCUGGAAAAUUUCAAUCAAAAGCAGAUUUAGAAAAACGUUCAGCCAAUGGAGAAAGUUUAAGAUCCAUCACUGGUCCAAGUCAACAAAAUGAAUUAGAAAGAAAGAUUUCAGAAACCUUAGAAAAGAUUGGAAAAGAAUUAGGAACUGAUUGUGUGACUGCUGUGGCUUUAGCUUAUGUAUUACAAAAAGUUCCUUAUGUUUUCCCGAUUAUUGGGGGUAGAAAAAUUGAACAUUUAAAUAGUAAUAUUACUGCUUUGACACUUUGUCUUACAGAAGACCAUAUAAAAGAGAUCGAAGCUCAAACACCUGAUUUUAAAUUAGGAUUUCCAUAUGAUCAAUUUGGUGUGGAUGCGGCUCUUGGUGGUGUUACUCCUUGGCAUUUUGAUUCAGUUGGAAAAUUCGGAUUUGUUAAACAUCCUCAGGCUAUCAAGCCUUCGGAAGAAGUCUUGGAAAAAUCUAAAUAG